Messenger RNA from Wallemia mellicola CBS 633.66, 2001 nucleotides. RefSeq lists its product as hypothetical. Gene Ontology annotation, cellular component: Set1C/COMPASS complex. The transcript has 2 exons. The record is from RefSeq and is a predicted model, not a curated record. Lineage: Eukaryota; Fungi; Basidiomycota; Wallemiomycetes; Wallemiales; Wallemiaceae. The coding region runs from base 885 to 1817 and encodes 310 amino acids. Gene Ontology annotation, biological process: positive regulation of DNA-templated transcription.
CUAACGGGUGGGCUGUAGGAUAAAGAGUUUGCCAUGCUACUUUAGGGUAACGCGGGAAGUUUCUGAGCUGAAUUUCGGGACUCUCUGCUGCAAUUCUACGCAAGACGUCAUCUGAUGGUGUACCAACGACCUUGAUGAUAGCGUUCAAUUGAUCAUUGUUAUCUCUACCUCUGAAGAGUGGUACACCGGAGAUCAUCUCAGCGAGAAUACAACCAGCACUCCAUACAUCAAUACUUGUACUGUAUGUCUUUGAUCCGAGCAAAACAUCUGGUGGUCUGUACCACAAAGUGACGACUUCGUUUGAGAAUGUGUUAACUGGAAUACCAAAUGCUCUCGCGAGACCGAAAUCUGCUAAUUUUAGUUCACCGCGUUUGUUUAUGAGUAAAUUCUGUGGUUUAAGAUCGCGAUGAAGUACUCUAUUCUCGUGACAGAAACCAGUACCUUUGAUGAGCUGAUACAUGAAACUUCUAAUUGUAUUUGGUUCAAGUGCGCCCCUAUUACCAUGACUAUCCAUGUAUUUCUUUAAGUCUUGGUCCAUGUAUUCGAAAACCAACAUGAGUUUGGUUUCUGUAUGUAUAACGUCAUGUAAUCUAACAAUAUUUGGAUGCUUGAGUUCUUUCAUAAGGGAAAUUUCACGUAUAGCUGUUGAAGGUGUACCUUCCUCCGCAUCGAGGUGUAUUUCUUUCAAAGCGACGAUCUCAUUCGUGAGUCUAGAUCUACCUUUGUGUACGGAAGCGUAUGUACCUUCACCUAACUUCUCUAACUGUAUGUAAUUUUGCAUAUCAGUCUAGUGGAUGUAGGUCGACGAGCUGACAGCAACUGUCAAGUCAACCAAACGCGUCAAUUUAAAUAAAAAUACUUAAAAUAGAUAAUAAAAAAUAAAAAUGGAUUAUUCUUCCGAUAAUGAACAAGAGGACGAAGUUUUACACUGCAUAUGUAAAUCUAAUGGAUUAGAAGGUCUACCUAUGAUAUUAUGUGAAGGCUGCGAAACUUGGUAUCAUUUAGAUUGUAUCGGUAUGGAAGCUGGGGACGAUGAAUUAGUUGACGUAUUCGUAUGCAAAGAAUGUGAAGAGAAAACAGGCCAGAAGACGAGUUGGAGGGUAAAAUGUCAACGAGAAGGUUGUACACAUGCGAGUAGAUUACCGGUAUCUGUAUAUUGUUCAGAUGCUUGUGGAAUUUAUCUCAUGAGUCUGAAAUUACGUCAAUAUAAUUUACACCCUGAUUCAAUUGAAAUGGUUAUACCAUUGGUCAUUAAUUAUAAUAAGCUCCCUUGGAUUGUCUUUGAUGAGGAGAAUAGACAAAUGACGUCCUUAAGACAAUCAAUUGAAUAUCAACUGGAGAAGUUAUCUAGAAAGAAUGAUACCAUACAAGCAAGUAUAAAUAAAUUUAGCAGUAAUAUCUCUCUUAUAGAAAAGCAAGAAAAGUUUCUUCAAACUGUCAUCAAUAGAGCGAACACACUUACAAAUAGUCUACAAUCUGUGAAUGAUACAGCUGAUCAACCAACAAGUAAAAGGGGACCAAAAGCAACGAAACCCAAGCAAUCAAGGGGUUAUUGUGGAUUCGAUUAUAGACUACUAAUGGACGAUGAUGAAUGGAUAGAAUUCGACAUUGAUAGUAUAUCUGAUAUAUCGCCCACAGAUGAUCAAUUACUAUGUAUCCUCAAAGAUAGCCAAUGUAAUAGACAUACAGGCUGGAAGAAGCUAUUCGAGUAUAAAUUACAAGUAAAUAAAUCAAGCUUUGAGUCAAAGAUAAUGAAAUUACAAAAUAAAUUUAAUAAUAACAAUCUAAUAAAGAGGCAUUUAGAUAUUAUAAGGUGAAUGUCCAUACCUAUGCACGUCAACAUCACCUUCAACCCUUUCUGUACAAAAUCCACGCUGUUUUAAUAUUUCAUCCCUUAUACUAUCCUUUAUAGCUCUCUCUUCGUCCAACUGGAGUGAUUUCUGAAGGACUUGUUCAAUAGGUGCUUGCUUGAGUUGUAUUGUGUCCUCUGUAUCUAAAUCC